AUGGAGGAACUGUCGUUAACAAAGGGAUCUGUUGAUCUAUCUACGUCUGCUCAUGGGACCUUGAACUUAAAGGGUAAAGGUGGCUACCUCGCUCAGGGCUCACUGAACUUGAAGGGUAAAGGUGGCUACCUCGCUCAGGACUCACUGAACUUGAAGGGUAAAGGUGGCUACCUCGCUCAGGGCUCACUGAACUUGAAGGGUAAAGGAGGCUACCUCGCUCAGGGCUCUCUGAACUUGAAGGGUAAAGGUGGCUACCUCGCUCAGGGCUCACUGAACUUGAAGGGUAAAGGUGGCUACCUCGCUCAGGGCUCACUGAACUUGAAGGGUAAAGGUGUCUACCUCUCUCAGGACUCACUGAACUUGAAGGGUAAAGGUGGCUACCUCGCUCAGGGCUCACUGAACUUGAAGGGUAAAGGUGGUUACCUCGCUCAGGGCUCACUGAACUUGAAGGGUAAAGGUGUCUACCUCUCUCAGGACUCACUGAACUUGAAGGGUAAAGGUGGCUACCUCGCUCAGGGCUCACUGAACUUGAAGGGUAAAGGUGGUUACCUCGCUCAGGGCUCACUGAACUUGAAGGGUAAAGGUGUCUACCUCUCUCAGGACUCACUGAACUUGAAGGGUAAAGGUGGCUACCUCGCUCAGGGCUCACUGAACUUGAAGGGUAAAGGUGGUUACCUCGCUCAGGGCUCACUGAACUUGAAGGGUAAAGGUGGCUACCUCUCUCAGGGCUCACUGAACUUGAAGGGUAAAGGUGGCUACCUCGCUCAGGGCUCACUGCUAUAUUUUCUCGCUUUCCAACUGACCGAGCACAUGUAG
Molecule: messenger RNA, 816 nt
Organism: Biomphalaria glabrata
Lineage: Eukaryota; Metazoa; Mollusca; Gastropoda; Planorbidae
Product: spidroin-1-like
Exons: 2
Coding region: 1-816 (271 amino acids)
Source: RefSeq, a predicted model, not a curated record